AACAAGUUACAGAACGCGCGCAUGGAGACAUGAGCAUCCAGCUCUAGGACUAACGGGCCGUGAGCUUUUACCCGUGAUAGCUGAGGGGGGAAAGAAGACUGUUUGUGUCAAUCAAGCCGAUCCCCCUCCCCUUUUCUCGCUCCUGCCCCCCCUCCUCCGUCUCCCUCGAUCGCCUCCACUUGUGUAGGCGCUCUUAAAGCGCAGCGUUUACGCGCGGCUCUCAGUCUUUAACGGGCAGCCCGGUGGAUCGGAGCACUCCUCCGGUCUUUAGGCUGCCGAAUCUCUGCUGCCAUCAGGGAACAAGUGGCCAUUCCCGGGGAUUUGGGAAAGAUAGCGAGGGGAAGAAGGAGAAGAAGAAAGGAGGAGGGAUGACAGAGGAGAGAGGAGUGGAGAAUUCUCCACAGCCGCCACCACCAACACCGCUGCUGCUGCUGCUCGUGCCGUAGAAAGUGGAGUGGGAGAUGGCACAGCGCCUCAGCAUCCUCCACAUUCAGGAGUGCGCCACCAACACCACAGCUCUGGACGUCUGCGCAUCGGCAGCAUCACUCCCGCGGCGCUGGAGCCGCUCCGGGAGCGCCUCAGCCCGGGUUACAGGCGGGGAACGGGGAACGAGGGAUGGAGAAUGGGGAGAAAAGUCCAUUGAAAUUCAAACUGACAGAAGAAGAGAGAUAUUAAUCAUCGCCCGCUCCGUCUGUGCGUGUGAUUCCUCCGUGAGGGUUUGAAGGAGACCGCCGCCGCCGCGUUACCUCAGCUAAAGACCUCUCUUCCCCGAGAUCCGGCGCCGCUCCCCUCCUCACCUGCCAUGGUGACAUGACAUGGCCCUGAGUGGAUUUGAUCCUGCCUCCCACAAAUAGACAAUCUCUCGGGGAGGUUUUUUCAGAACCUCUCGACACCUGCAAACUAAAAGAGACAUCAAUUCCUCUGACGCUCAGCAUCUCCCCAGUCGCGCCAUGACAGUGGCCGUGCGGUUCCGUCGGCAUUUGCGCAGGCUCCUGUUCUUACUCGCCUCCUGCUGCCUCAUCUCUCUUCUCCUUUCCGCCUACUUCCUCUUUGCAAACUCUUCCCCUUCCAUGCAACUCGGACAGUCUGUUGAGCCCGCUUGCUCCCGGUCUCUGUCUAUGUCUCCGUACCGGAACCUCCCAUACCCAUACCCCCCAAACCCCCCGCACAUACAUGUCCACACCGACCCAGUGGUGCUGGUGCUGGUGGAGUCUCAGUACUCACAGCUGGGUCAGGACAUCGUGGCUAUAUUAGAGUCAGCUCAUUUUCAGUUCCGCAUGGAGAUUGUCUCAGGAAAGGGCGACCUUCCACCGCUGACAGAAAAUGGCCGCGGACGAUAUUCUCUCAUCAUUUAUGAGAACCUGUUAAAGUAUGCACACGCAGAUACGUGGAACCGGCAGCUGUUGCAUCAAUAUUGUACUGAGUACAGAGUCGGCAUAAUAGGCUUCUACCGUUCCACUGAGAACUCUCCCUCUGUCCUCAAACUGCGGGGCCUGCCGCUGGUGCUCAGGACCAACCAGGCGCUUUGGGACUGUUGCGUGGUGUCUAGCUCACCUCUCCUCCACUUGACCAAACCUGGCACGGAUCGAGGAGCUUUACCUGGAGAGGACUGGACUUCAUUCUCUUCGAAUCACUCUUCAUACCAGGCUGUGCUGCACGCGCGGGCCAAGGAGGGAGCAGGGGCAGGAAGUGGAGAUAAUCCAGGUCCGGGUUUCGGUCUAGGUCUCCAGGCCACUGUGGUGCAGGACCUGGGGCUUUAUGAUGGGGUGAGACGGGUGAUGUUUGGACAAGGAUUGGGCUACUGGCUCCACAGACUCAUCCUAGUGGAUGCCAUCUCCUACCUCACAGACAGGAAGCUUACUUUGGGUCUGGAUCGCCACGUGCUGGUGGAUAUUGACGACAUUUUCGUCGGCAAGGAGGGGACGCGCAUGAACGCCAAGGAUGUAAAGGCUCUCCUUGAUACCCAGAAGCAGCUGCGGUCUUACAUCACCAACUUCACUUUCAAUCUGGGUUUCUCAGGGAAGUUCUACCACACAGGCACGCCAGAAGAGGACGAGGGAGACGAUCUGCUGCUCAAGUAUGUAGAUGAGUUCUGGUGGUUCCCUCAUAUGUGGAGCCACAUGCAGCCUCACCUCUUCCACAAUGAGUCCUCGCUGCUGGAGCAGAUGGUCCUCAACAAGGAGUUUGCUCUGGAGCACAACAUCCCAGUGGACAUGGGUUACGCCGUGGCUCCUCACCACUCGGGCGUCUACCCGGUGCACAUGCAGCUGUACGAGGCAUGGAGGCGUGUGUGGAACAUUCGGGUCACCAGCACUGAAGAAUACCCCCACCUCAAACCUGCCCGAUACCGCAAAGGCUUCAUCCACAACAGUAUAAUGGUGCUGCCUCGUCAGACGUGUGGCCUGUUUACUCACACCAUCUACUAUAAGGAGUACCCCGGUGGACCAAAAGAACUGGACAAAAGCAUCCAUGGGGGAGAGCUGUUUCUCACUGUGCUACUUAACCCAAUAAGCAUAUUCAUGACCCACCUGUCCAACUACGGCAACGACCGACUGGGUCUUUACACGUUUGUCCACUUGGCCUCCUUCCUUCGCUCGUGGACGAACCUGAGACUCCACACGCUUCCACCCCUCCAGCUUGCGCACAAGUACUUUCAGCUCUUUCCUGAACAAAAGAACCCACUUUGGCAGAACCCGUGUGAUGAUAAACGGCACAAAGACAUCUGGUCUAAAGAGAAAACCUGUGACAGAUUACCCAAAUUCAUGGUGGUGGGACCACAGAAAACAGGAACGACAGCACUUUAUCUUUUCCUGCUCAUGCACCCCUCCAUAUCUAGUAACUUUCCCAGUCCAAAGACUUACGAGGAGGUCCAGUUCUUCAACACCAACAACUACCACAAAGGGAUCGACUGGUACAUGGAGUUUUUCCCUGUUCCCUCCAACAUUAGCACGGAUUUCCUGUUUGAGAAGAGCGCCAACUAUUUCCCUUCAGAGGAGACUCCACGGCGAGCUGCUGCUCUGCUGCCAAAGGCCAAGAUCAUCACCCUGCUUAUCAACCCCUCAGACAGAGCGUACAGCUGGUAUCAGCAUCAAAGGGCCCACGAAGACCCCGCAGCUCUGCAGUACACCUUUUAUGAUGUCAUUAGCGGCAGAAAAGGUGCGCCCGCCGAGCUGCGCUCCCUGCAGAACCGCUGUCUCAUCCCCGGUCUCUAUGCCACGCAUCUCGAGAGGUGGCUGACGUUCUAUCCUGCUAAUCAGGUGAUGAUCAUCGAUGGUCAUCAGCUAAGAACUGACCCUGCAGCUGUGAUGGAUGAAGUCCAAAAGUUCUUAGGUGUCACGCCGCACAUCAACUACUCCCAGGCCCUAACCUUCGACCCUCAGAAGGGCUUCUGGUGUCAACUCCUUGACGGGGGGAAGACAAAAUGUCUGGGGAAAAGCAAAGGACGGAAGUACCCUCCUAUGGAGCUGGAGGCACGGGAAUAUCUCUCCAGGUACUACAGGGACCAUAAUGUUGAGCUGUCAAAACUGCUGCAUCGUCUUGGACAGCCCCUUCCCUCAUGGCUCAGGGAGGAGCUGCAGAAGAUAACCUUUGCGUUUGUGAGCCAGAGUUAAAGGUCAAGACGUCAAAGACGCGCGGGAGCGACCAGGAGCACCUGACUUCAGCUGCACUGUCUGUGGCCUUUUCAUGCACCCUGAGGGGUGGGGGGCAAGGACGACACGCCCUGCGUCACCUACAACCGGGGCGCUGCUGAGCAGAGAGGAGGACGUCUUUAAUGUACAGAGAAACCCAGCAGGAACAAAUGUGGAUGGAUGGAUGGAUGGAUGGAUGGAUGGAUGGAUGGAUGAAUGGAUGAGAUAGUGCUAAAUGAUGUUUGAACUGAACAGAUGAGCCACAAUAAAUCAAUAAAGAAAGCUAGAGGAGACGAAGAGAGCUCGGCCAGAGUUGCCCAAACCCGUUCCCGAUCUGUCAUACAGGUCUGCAGUGAAUAUUAUUGUCUUUUUUUAAAUUUUAUUUUACUUUUUCCUUUAAGUUAUGUUGCAGCGCUGGUCAGCUGUGCGUGGUUCCAUAGGGAUAACGUUGCACUAAGUUCUGUUUUUUUGAAACUCCAACCCAAUAAAUACACAUAUUUUUGCUUGCUUUUA
This is a messenger RNA of Oryzias melastigma (Indian medaka), 4142 nucleotides long. It is a transcript of the gene ndst3, whose product is annotated as N-deacetylase/N-sulfotransferase (heparan glucosaminyl) 3. Gene Ontology annotation, cellular component: Golgi apparatus. The record is from RefSeq and is a predicted model, not a curated record. Lineage: Eukaryota; Metazoa; Chordata; Actinopteri; Beloniformes; Adrianichthyidae. The transcript has 16 exons. Bases 951 to 3611 code for a protein of 886 amino acids. Gene Ontology annotation, molecular function: deacetylase activity; heparan sulfate N-sulfotransferase activity.